CACGAUACCCUUGUUUAUAUUCUUGCAUAGCUUACCUUCGCGUUCGUCCAUCAUUUCAAUUCUCGACAUCCUUCUAGAAUCAUUUAUAGAGUUUCAGUUGGACUAGCGCAUCCCACAUUUCCCAGGAUGGAGGAGCUACAAGCUAAACACCGCAAGGAACAGAAAGAUCUACAGGCUCGAAUCACUCAGAAGAAGAAGUCUGCCACGAAGAAGACUCGCAAAGGAAUCAACGAUGAUUGCGAGAGGCUCCAGAGAGAGCUCUCUGAGCGGCAACAAGCCGAGAUCGCGCAAUUAAAUGGCGAAUCGGACCAGCCUGUGGAUGGCAUCGAAGACCUCAGUUUGAACGAAUCCAGUGAAGGGGACCGAAACGUUGAUGAGGCUGGUGACUCACCGGAUCAGCAAAAUGCAGAUAGCCCAUCUGAGACAACACCAUCGUCGCCCCAGAGCUCUACCCCCGCAACCCCGCAACCCUCCGGCCCCCGUCCUAAGAAGCCCAAUCGCCAGAAGGCACGUUUAGCACGUCGUGCAGCGGAACAAGCAGCGCAGUCAGCAAUUGCUGCGGAGGAGGCCGCAAACCAAACCGAUCAUCGUGGGAAUGAGAAAGAGGUCAUGGAGGGCGUGUUCAAGCGCUUACAGUUGAAGGAGGUUGACAUAAACCCGGAUGGUCACUGUCUGUUCUCUGCCAUCGCAUGCCAGUUGGACGAGCAAGGCAUUGGUCUGAAACCUGACCCGAAGAGAAUGAUCCUCCAGCCUCCCACUCAAUCCCGCAUUGAUACCGUGGCUUCGCCCAAACAUGACGGGUAUCGGGCGGUUAGAGCUGUGGCGGCGGACUUCAUUAGCGACCACAAGGACGACUUUGCACCAUUCAUGGAGGAGCCUUUGGACCAAUAUACCAGGAAGGUCAAGCUGACAGCCGAAUGGGGCGGACAACUUGAAUUGCAAGCGAUCGCCAGGGCAUAUGGCGUUGAGAUCAAUGUCAUCCAAGGCGAUGGGAGAAUCGAAAAGAUUGAACCGGGCGAGGUCGAUGAACCAGGCGACGAAGAGGGAAGCAAGCGGGUCAUCUGGUUGGCUUACUACAGACACACAUACGGGCUUGGGGAGCAUUACAACGCACUCUCCAAACAUACAUAGAGAAGCGUAUAAAACAAAAACGUCAAUCAAAGAUUAGGCUAUUGACCAAUCAAGACAGUGACUCCCAUCCCGGCGAUACUUUAUCUACCGUGGAUAUGGCCUCACCGGCGGCGCCAGAUCGAUACCCGAUCUUGAACCUCCCCAUUGGCAUCCUUGCCCACCUCAUGCGUCCGGGCAGGCUGCCAAUAAGCCACUCGUUCCAGUCCUCGAUCACUUGGCUCUCUGAGAGGGUCUCCCCUGCAU
Molecule: messenger RNA, 1374 nt
Organism: Aspergillus welwitschiae
Lineage: Eukaryota; Fungi; Ascomycota; Eurotiomycetes; Eurotiales; Aspergillaceae
Product: deubiquitinase OTU2
Exons: 1
Coding region: 127-1131 (334 amino acids)
Biological process (GO): protein deubiquitination
Molecular function (GO): cysteine-type deubiquitinase activity
Source: RefSeq, a predicted model, not a curated record